AUGCUCCUCAUGAUGAUUUUCAAGCACAAUGUAACAGGCAGCGUACAAAGGGCAUUGGAUAUUUACGAUAGCUUUGACCUCUCUGCUGUUCACGAGCACUUGUAUCCGGUUCGAUCAACAUUGGCCCAACAAAUAAAGAAAUUCUCCUAUGACGUUGAGAAUGGCACCGUGGCUAUUCAGGCUUGGAAACAUGGAUAUGAACUACUUCCCUUGCAGAGUGUCUUCCCCAUGGCAAUCAUACACUACAAUAAGCACUUUUCUGGAAAAGUAGUCAGAACAAAACGCGCCGAGGAACUGGCUGGUCACAUGAGAAGCAGCAAGAUUGGUAUCUCGGGAAGAAAGGGAAUACUUGGAUGUUUGGUCCGGUACAAACCCCAUCUUCAAGAUCAGACCAAUGCACAAGCUUCUGCUAAAAGACAAACCAAUGGACUAUUGACAGGCCCAUCAAUUCAUCAGAUUGCUCCUCAGAACCCAACAACAUGCCGGGAACCGUCGGGUGCCAAUGAUGAUCACAUGUUCCAGCUCAAAGAAGCAUUGCUAGGCUGUCAUCCAGCCAAACUUUUUCUUGUGGCCGCCUCAAAAGAUCCCAAGGAACUCGAUGAGAUUGAAAAGAUUGCAAAAGAACUGAUUGCAUGUGUCAAGACAACAAAGGCCAUGCUGGGAGUAUCCGAAGACAACAAGACUGAAGCCAGCAAAAGUCUCAACAGCGGUCAGAAACAUGUCACUGGCAGUGAAAACCGCGAUGCUGGCAAGGACAAGGCUUCGGAACUGCAGGAGACGCGCCCAGACAAGAAGCAUGCCUCACUCGGUGAAAACACUGAAGAUGACAAGAAACAGGCCACGAAACAGCAUCAGGAUCGGCGAGACAAAGACGAGAAAGUCCCUGACGCCAAGAAUAGCACAACGAGCCAUCAAACCACUCACCAUGUUGUUACAGAGAACGAAUCCAAUGGCAGCGAAUCCAACGAUGCUGUCAUUCAACCGCCUUGA
Messenger RNA from Seminavis robusta, 990 nucleotides. NCBI's taxonomy places the organism in Eukaryota, Bacillariophyta, Bacillariophyceae, Naviculales, Naviculaceae. The record is from the annotation of a GenBank genome assembly.